Molecule: messenger RNA, 1117 nt
Organism: Panicum virgatum (switchgrass)
Lineage: Eukaryota; Viridiplantae; Streptophyta; Magnoliopsida; Poales; Poaceae
Product: thioredoxin reductase NTRC-like
Exons: 4
Coding region: 97-759 (220 amino acids)
Molecular function (GO): oxidoreductase activity
Source: RefSeq, a predicted model, not a curated record
CCUCGAGCUCCCCCUAUCCAUCCAUCAUCCAGUCCACGCCCUCCGCCACCAAUGCAGUAGCCAGCCGAGCCGCCUCACCCCACCUCGCCGCUCGCGAUGGCGGUCACGCGUGUCGCGGUGGCCGUCGCACUCCCGUCCGCGCUGCCCUCCUCCCGCCGCCGCCGGGCCGUGCCCCCCUCCUCCUGCCGGCCUCUCCCCACCUCCCGCGCGUCCAAGGCGCUGCACGCCGCCGCCGCCCCCGCCGUAGGCGCGGUCGACGAGGAGACCCCCGCCGCGUCGCCUUCCUCAGAUUCUAGCAAGGGAGUGGAGAACCUGGUGAUCAUUGGUUCCGGCCCGGCCGGGUACACUGCUGCAAUCUACACUGCCAGGGCAAACCUGAAGCCCAUCGUGUUCGAAGGUUACCAGGUGGGUGGUGUCCCUGGUGGGCAGCUGAUGACCACGACCGAGGUGGAGAAUUUCCAUGCGCAAGGGGAGGGGAGGGGAGGGCGACGGGAGGGUUUCGUGGAGGUCGAGCUGCCGCGCCGCCUUCGUGUCCGAUGGUUCGCGCGGGGGGCGCCGCGUCGGAAGGCCACUGGACCCACCUCGCCGCCGCUCCCGUUCCCUUCUGAGCCUCGGCGGCGAUGGCGCUCCAGACGGCUAGGCGGCGACGGACGCUUCUGCCAACUCCAUAAGUCUGGCCCAAAGCCCAUCAUCACUACUGGGCGCGGUGAGGCGCGCGGCCCACCUAGUAUGUACAUAGCAGUCCUAGCUGGCUCGUGAUGGUGUGCAGGGGAGGAACGAGUUCUUUUUUAUCCCAGGAAGGAGUUUUUUUUUAUCCCAGGCAGAUGAAACGAUCGGUCUCCAGCGAGCGGGGGGUUAUUUGCAUAAAGGCCACGCCAUCUGGACUCGUUAUAGGCUUAUUUGAGACCUAAAUUGAGUUUAGGCACGAUGAUGACAUACUUUAAAAGUUCGUGGAGCGGAAAAAGUUUAAGGACCGGAGAUGUACUUUACUCUAUUUAUAGAGAUGUCCUGGUUCCCUCUUCCCUGAUCCGAGUUGGAUUACUGUUCCAAAGUCUGAACUUUGCAGUUCAUAGCAUAGGCAGAUGGGCUAUUUCGCUAAAUCCAAUCAAAUUUUGUC